Messenger RNA from Alternaria rosae, 981 nucleotides. RefSeq lists its product as uncharacterized. The coding region runs from base 264 to 881 and encodes 205 amino acids. The transcript has 3 exons. Lineage: Eukaryota; Fungi; Ascomycota; Dothideomycetes; Pleosporales; Pleosporaceae. The record is from RefSeq and is a predicted model, not a curated record.
GCUCAUAGAGCUGAAAGUACCUCUUUGUACUCUGCGCUAGUAACGAGGACCAUGUUAUCAAUCCAACAUCAUCGUGAUGUCGAGAAAGUUUCGACGCUUCAUUGCUUCUUCCGCAACCCAGCGCUACUGAAGCUAGCGAUCGCUCUGGAUCCAACGGCGGGAGAUUGACGUUUAGCGAGAUAUGGAUGCUAACCAGUGCACCGAGCAAUGUCAGCGCACGAUCCUGAAGAAGAGCAGAUUGCUCAAGCAAAUUCAAGAGCAAUAUGGGCCUUAGCCUGUCUCAAAGGCCUACCACUAACCUCAGGAUCGCCGAUGAAAUCAAAAUCACCCGCAUCGCUAGGUCAGAACAGCUCAACAUUCUGGAAAGUCGGGAAAGCGCCAUCAAGAAUCAAAUCAAGGACGACCUGGAACAAUGCUCUGGUCAGCUUCUCGCGCCUCUCCUCAGCAACAUUCACGCUUCACUUCCGUUGGGGGUCCGUGAGAGUAUCUAUGAGAAUGUCUUCGACACCAGCAAGCCUAUAGUCAUCCCAAGAAUGGAAGAUACCAACACCAAGUUCAUGAACACAGGAAUACAAUCUGGCAGCGCUGGAGCGGGCGAGCAUAUGAAAGCCAUGCAUGAAGAGUUGAAUCCGUUCAUGCAAGACUAUUGCUUCUCCACCGCUGUGAUGGGCUCACAGACCAGUACUGAAAUCAAAAACCUGGUACUGCGAAAAACGCCCUUCUACUUCCGUGGCUCAAGAAGGGUUCUGAACGUCAGACACCUACUGGAUACCGAGAUCCGGCCGGGGGGUUAUACUUUCGCAAUCUUGUCCGCCAUCUACGUGUCUACCUUCGCAGCAAUGCCGCCUUUCACGAAGCCGAAGACUUUGCAACGGGUGUAAGCAGGGUUCAAACAGCAAGCAAUUCACAACAUGACACACUCGACGUGUUGUCAACGUGUGUAACGUAUCUUGAUCGUCUAGAAGGCUUGGAGACGCUCAA